Messenger RNA from Adineta steineri, 1554 nucleotides. The record is from the annotation of a GenBank genome assembly. Lineage: Eukaryota; Metazoa; Rotifera; Eurotatoria; Adinetida; Adinetidae.
AUGGCCACUGCUGUUGUAUCAAAUAAUAAAUUCCACACAAACACCAAUGAUAAGUCUCUAGAAAUAUUCUCACUUAUUUGGCUCGAUGCAAAUAUAAACGUUAAAGAGACGCGAGGAACAGAACAAAAAUUACGUUCUAUUAUUAAUCGUAUCAAGAAAUUUCAAGAUGUAAAACAAUGUCAGCAAUAUAUUGAACAAACAUCACAAAAAGAUCGCUUAGUAAUUAUUGUUAGUGGUCGGCUAGGACAAGAAAUAGUACCCUACAUUCAUCAACUUCGACAAGUUAUAACAAUUUAUGUUUAUUGUAUGGAUAAGAAGAAUAAUGAACAAUGGGCUCUAAAAUUUGCAAAAAUAAAAUCUGUUGUUGUUGCUCUUGAUGAACUUGUCUCUCAGAUUACAGCAGAUCAUAAAAUUCAGAAAAAGGUAGAAGAACCAUUAUCAAUUUAUACUUUCACAACAAGUGUUGAUGCAGGCAAAUCAACAACAGGAGUUAAUGGACAAUUUGUUUUUUCUCAAAUACUCGUUGACUGUCUUCUACGAUUAAAAUCAACUGAAGUAGACAAAAAUGAACUUAUUAAUCUUUGUGAAAAUGAAUAUGAAGGAAACCAUAUGGAACUAAACAAUCUUCGUGAAUUUCAGCAAGGUUAUUCACCUAAUAAAGUGUUAUUGUGGUAUACAAAAGAAACAUUCUUUUAUAAAACUCUUAAUGCAGCUUUACGCACACAAAAUAUUCAUAUGAUUUUCUUAUUUCGUGCAUUUAUUUCUGAUAUUUAUCGUCAAUUACAAAAAUAUCAAUCUAAACGUGUUUUGCAAGUUUAUCGAUGUCAACUAAUGUCGAUCGAUGAGUUAGAUGGUCUUAAGAAUAAUAUUGGUCAGUUCAUUUCUAUAAAUUCGUUUUUCUCCACCAGUAGUGAACGUUCAACAGCUCUCUUUCUCCUAGGUGAUAUAACUACAAAGAUUGAUUCAGAAAGAGUGUUGUUUGAGAUUGAUGCUGAUCCAAAGAUGGUCACUACAAAACCAUUUGCUGAUAUUAGUAAACAUAGUUAUUUUCCAAGUGAAUCGGAAGUUCUCUUUAUGAUUGGUUCUAUUUUUCGUCUUAAUAGUAUUAAUCGUAAUGAUGAUCAAAUAUGGAUCAUCAAGAUGACUUUAUGUAAUGAUAAUGAACAUGAUUUAAAACAAGUUCUUAUGUAUAUGAAAGAACAAAUUGAAAGUGGUGAAACAAAUCUUCGAAUAUUAGGAAAACUGUUAUGGGAAAUGGGUAAAUUUGAUUUAGCCGAAAAAUAUUUAACUCGUUUGUUGAAAGAACUUCCAUCGAAUGAUCCAUUACAUAUCAGUUUAUAUGAAGAUCUUGGUAAACUCGCAUCACAGAGAGGUGAUUUUGAUAUGAGUAUGAAAUGGCGUCAAAAAUUACUUAGAUUCAAAGAGGAAAAUCCAUUAUCUACCAGUAUUAGUGUUAAUAAAACAAAUGAUUCGAUUGGUAAGUUUAUUGAAAGAAAAUCUCUAAUUUUCAAGCGAGUGAUCUGUAUAAAGAUGAGUUUUUAUCGCCAAAAAAAA